This is a messenger RNA of Vigna unguiculata (cowpea), 1462 nucleotides long. RefSeq lists its product as uncharacterized. Lineage: Eukaryota; Viridiplantae; Streptophyta; Magnoliopsida; Fabales; Fabaceae. The record is from RefSeq and is a predicted model, not a curated record.
CCCCUUCAUUUUUCUCUUUUUUUUUUUCAUCUUCUUCUUUCUUCUUUCAUGUUUUUCAACAUUUUCCUCAAGAAAAGAAGAAAAAAAACAACGUGAGAAGAUAGAGGAGUCAUUAACAGCAAAAGGGUGCGUGGAUUUGGAACAAAAUGGCGAGAGAGGCUUUCAUUUUGAAGGAAAGUGCCUUGUUAUCUUUCAGAGCAUUGAAGAGCUUGUUGACGUUGAUAUGUGCGGCUGCCAUGCUGCUGCUGCUGCCGUUCAGAGGGCCGAGGAGGGUGUCUCCGGCCGAGAAGCCGAGCAGCAAGGAGGAAUGCCACCGGAAAGGCGCAAUGGUGCGCAUGCCGGCGAAGAUGGUGCCGAGGAAAAGUGGUGUUGGUGUGGUGGUGGCAAGGAGGGAAUUGGCCAUAAGGAGGGUGGUGGAGGAUGAUGAUCAAAGGUGUGUGAGGGAGUAUUGGAUUUUGGGAACCAAAAGGGGUGACACCAUUUUCACACAAUGUUGGACACCAGUUUAUCACAAGAUAAGGGGACUCGUUCUUCUUCUGCAUGGUCUAAAUGAACACAGUAGCAGAUAUAGUGAUUUUGCAAAGCAGCUGAAUGCUAAUGGUUACAAAGUUUAUGGAAUGGAUUGGAGUGGACAUGGUGGGAGUGAUGGGCUACAUGCAUAUGUCCAUUCUCUUGAUGAUGCUGUUUCUGAUAUGAAAGUAUUUGUUGAGAAGAUUCUCAAUGAAAAUCAUGAACUUCCAUGUUUCUGCUAUGGACACUCAACAGGUGCAGCCAUUAUUCUGAAGGCACUGCUUGAUCCAAAGGUUGAAGCCAGAAUAGUUGGUGCUACAUUCACCUCACCAGCAGUUGGAGUGGAGCCUUCUCAUCCAAUUUUGGUGGCACUUGCACCCAUACUUUCCUUUUUGCUGCCAACAUAUGAAUGCAAUUCUGCAUAUAAGAAGGGAUUACCGGUGUGUAGAGAUCCAGAGGCUCUGCAUGCAAAAUAUUCAGACCCACUAGUAUGUACCGGAUCUCUGAGAAUACGUACUGGCUAUGAAAUUCUUCGAAUUACAACGUACUUGCAACAAAAUUUCAGAAAACUGAGAGUUCCAUUUCAAGUUCUCCAUGGCACUGCUGAUUCUGUUACUGAUCCUGAUGCUUCUCGAAAACUGUAUGAACAGGCAUCCUCAACAGACAAAACUAUCAAACUCUAUGAAGGAUUCUCACAUGACCUCCUCUUUGAACCUGAACGAGAAAACAUCACAAGGGACAUAAUUCAAUGGUUGAAUAGUAGAAUAUGAAAUAAGUUAGAGCAGUGAGGGAGCAUAUCAGUGAAAUUUCAACCAGAGAAAUUGAAAGAUUAGCAGUUUAGUGAUCAAUUUCUCAUUGGUUGUAAGAGGAAAAACAACUUGAAAAAGCCAUGCAAACCCUGAGGCAUGGUUUUUUGUAUUGGAAUCCUUUAAAUCUUUUAUUGAUUAGGCAA